Molecule: messenger RNA, 2152 nt
Organism: Amaranthus tricolor (Joseph's coat)
Lineage: Eukaryota; Viridiplantae; Streptophyta; Magnoliopsida; Caryophyllales; Amaranthaceae
Product: protein POLYCHOME-like
Exons: 2
Coding region: 802-1476 (224 amino acids)
Biological process (GO): regulation of nuclear division; negative regulation of ubiquitin protein ligase activity
Cellular component (GO): nucleus
Source: RefSeq, a predicted model, not a curated record
CUAUUAUCAAUUUCAAAUUAGCAAUAUCCCGCUCUUUAACAAAUGUCAAAAAUUUUGAAAUUCAUUAAAAAAUGAAAAUUCUGAAAUCUCAACCCAUAAACCUGCUGGAGUUCUUCAUUCGAAAUUCGCCACUUUCUCUCUCUACCAGUCCUCCUUUUUCUUUUUCUUUCUUACUCAUGAUUCAGAUAACCAUAAUAUAGAAGUAUAUUUUUUUCCAGAGAAAUUCAUCUAGGUAUGUCUCUGUUCUUCAGAAUUUCAUUCGUUUCAGUUUAUUUCAUUUUAACUUAUUUUUUGUUGUUAUUUUAGUUUAUUUCCAUGAGUUUAGUUGAAUUUAUGGCCUUUUUUCUGGGUUUUCUAUUUUCUUUGAAACGUCAUUUGGUAUAUACUUAAACGGUAUAUAUUCUGUACAUUUUAAUUUUAUUUAUUAUUUAUUUUUUUAUUUUUUUGAUUCGGGUUAGGCUUGAGAAUUAGUCGAAGUGGUGAGAAUCAAGGCUCAACCACCGGCUAAUCCAUGAUUCUUCUCUUUUAAUUUUACCAAUUGAUGAUAUUCUAAUCAAAUGUAAUCAUCUGAAUUAAAAUAAUUAGUUAAUGCUAUAAUUAAGGUUGUUUCUUCUGGAUUUUCUUUAAAUUUUGUAAAAACUUGAUUUUCUGAUGCAAAAUAGUAUGUGGGUAUGAAUUAUCUUAGGAUACUAAUAAACAUUUAUAAUUUGCGUCUUCUUAUUUCAUAAAAAUAGUUUAUGAAAGUGUAAAUGAAAUGUUCAAUGAUGGCUUAGCGAAGUGUAAAUGAAGUAGGGGCUUAAAAUGCCAAUACCAUCGAGAGAUAGGUUACCAAGACCCGUGGAUAUAUCUAGUCUUUACAAAGGAGCUGCACGAAGAGUUGAUCUCAUUGUGGAUAUUCCUGGACUUCGCUGGGCCGGGUUAUCUGGACAUGGGCCCCGCAGAACAGCUGGAGUUCGAGGAGGACGACAGCAAGGAUGGAUUCAUCAGAGGCCAUUGGUGACUGGUCAGGGAAACAGAGCACCUAGGAGUGGUGGUGGACGAGGUAGGGGAAGCGGUACAUUGCCUUAUUGGUAUCCAAGAGCUCCUCUAAGGGAUGUUACUGCUAUUGCCAUUGAAAGCAGGAGAGCUGAACUAAAUCAGACCACAGAAGAAGCUUCACUACCUCAAGAGAACACCAAUGCAGAAGCAAUGGUAGCUUCCACUUCUGAACUCGACCAACAGGUUGGUUCUUCAACUCCUCUACCUGUUUCUGUGAAGUCUGAACCUUUCACUGCCACUCAUCUAUGGAAGACACCGCGAAUUCGUGAUAACAAGGACAAGCCACUCAAUUUCCUUACUCCUCAGAAGAGGCUUCUCGAUUCAAUAGAAAAGGUAAGGGAAAUUUGGUUGGAAGAUCAGAAGAAACUUGCUAGGACACCUGCUGCCAAGAAGGCUGAAAGAGAGAAGAAAGUGCGUACUUUGAUGUCCAUGAGAUGAUUCAUAGAGACCAAUGUUACAUAAUUCGCCUUUUGAAUUCGCGAUUCGCUCAAAAUGACCCUAAAAUAAACGACUAUAUUUCGCUUAUUUUGAUUCACGGUUCACCAAGAGAUUAGUGAAUCAUGUGACAGUGAUAUAAACACAUCCUCCCCCGUCUUCUUGAUGAUGCAAACAAACUAGAAUUGCAUAAGUAUUAAGAAGAUGCAAGGAAACGUGUGAAUAAGAAUGGAAGAAAGUAAUUAGGACGUUAGCUAAAGUAGAAGGAACAGACUAAAAUAGAAAAGUUGACAAACUCAUCCAGAAGAAGGUAGGAACGAGAUUGCAUACAGUUUGAGUUGAGUAAAGGGAUGAAUUGAAAAGAGGAGAUUGGCCUAAUGGAUCUUGGAGAUCAUCUUCUGAUGAUCAUGUAUCCUACCAAUAUAGUAUCAUCUUCUGAUGAUUAUAUACAUAUGCUAAUAUUUUUUUUUGUCCUUUUGAGUUUGCUACUGAAAAUAAUAUUUCUUUUCACAUGUUAUUUUCAAUCGCAAACUCAGAGGGAUGAGCAAUUUUAUGUUUUGUACAAUGUAGUUAUAGAUGCAACACAUUUUAGUGUGAUCUUCAAUCUUGUUGAAGAUUACCGAAAAAGUAUCACGAUUUUGUAAAUAUUAGUAUUAGUUGUUAGGCUGUAUUUUUAUAG